Lytechinus variegatus (green sea urchin) is the source of this 7194-nucleotide messenger RNA. Its product is annotated as MLX-interacting protein-like. The record is from RefSeq and is a predicted model, not a curated record. Gene Ontology annotation, cellular component: nucleus. Gene Ontology annotation, molecular function: RNA polymerase II cis-regulatory region sequence-specific DNA binding; DNA-binding transcription factor activity, RNA polymerase II-specific; protein dimerization activity. The coding region runs from base 117 to 4394 and encodes 1425 amino acids. The transcript has 18 exons. Gene Ontology annotation, biological process: regulation of transcription by RNA polymerase II. Lineage: Eukaryota; Metazoa; Echinodermata; Echinoidea; Temnopleuroida; Toxopneustidae.
GACGUCACAGUCUGCGUUUCUGCAGAAAAACAUGGCGGUAGGAUUUCUGCGUUACCUUUGUGGAUCCAUAAAUAAAGGAGUUUUUAUCAAGCAAAGAAGGAAAAUUUUAUUUUGAAAUGGCUAGAGACGAUUUCCCAAUGCUUCAAAGUACUGUUGGAAUGGCUAAGUUUGAUGAAACAAGAUGGAGAGAUCCUGCAACUUCGAGGGAUUCUCAUGGAACAGCUGGCAUGUCUCGGCUCGAUGCCUCGCCCAAGAGCCCGUCGAGCGAGACCAUACACUCGGGUCAUUUUAUGGUCAGCAACCCGCACAAAGUGAAAAAGAGCAGCGGCUUCAACUUUGAUGAUGCGGCCAAGACAACAACGGAGAGUUACUCGUUUUCGAAGGAUGAUAAAAAUCAUUUGGAAAUAGAUUCAUCUUUUGCCAAGCUAUUUGAAUGCAUGAGCUUGGCUUAUCAUGAAUGUGUCAUAGUUUCACCGAAAUGGAAGACCUUCAAAGGAUUGAAAUUGAGUUGGAAGGACAAGAUUCGACUGAACAAUGCAAUCUGGAGAGAAUGGCAUAAUCAGUUUAUCUUGGGUAGGCAACCCCAAAUUUGCCAAUUUUCAUCUCCGUUGAUUGACAGCUACAACACCCCACAGGCUGUAAUUCUUGAAGGCAAGUAUUGGAAGCGAACUCUGUGUGCAGUUGUCAAGGAGUACCAGAAAUGGAGGGUAUUCUACAAGAAGAAGUCUAUCCAAUCAGGACAGCAGGAAGGAAUUCUGGAAGACUUACUCUACCAGCAGCAUAUCCAGGCGCUAAGCAAGAACUUCCUGGACACCAGCUCGGAAGAAGGGACACCAAUGGUCCUGGAUGAAGAGACACUCUUCUCUGAAUUCUCAGACACACUCUUCACCAGCCUUAAUCCAAACUUCCCCUUCCCGAAUCCUAAGGAGAUAGCUCAUGCUGGUAUAAAUGCAGACAUCAUUCAGCCUGGUUUAGUUCAGCUACAGCCAUCCUUGGACGAUGUAAUGGAUACAUUUGACUCAACACCAGAUGUAAUGAAGUCCAGCUAUCCUUCUGCUGCUCAAUCAAAUACAUUUAUAUUCACAGGUCAACAAACUCAGACACAGCUCCUACAACAGAAUGCUCUAUGUAUUGACAGCAGCAUAUCAUCUUUCCAGACAACCCCAACAAUGUCAGGAGAGGAGUCUGUUAGUAUGCUACCUAUGGAUGAUGUUCCGCUUAUUGCAGGAACCAGUGGAUUCAAUCAGCCGCAGCGGCAACAACAGCAACAACAGCAGCAGCAGCAACAGAUGUUACAGCAUAUCCAACCACCCCAGCCACAGCAACAGAUGCUCCAGUCGCUUCAGCAGCCUGUGGAAACACAGAACACAAUGUCUUCUUUUAAUCUGGCUGGGAUGCAGCAGGAUAAUCAAGACCAGAUUAUGAAUAUCUUGCCCAAACCUCAAGUAGGAGAUCUAAACCUUAGCAAUGGCAAUCUGAUCUUGAACCCACUAAAUGGUAAUACUACCCAGGGUAGUGUUGCUACUCUGGGCCAGCAGAAUAUGUUUGGUACACAGCUUCAGCAAAACACUACCCUUGAGUUGGGUGGUUUGGGUGGUGGACUUCAGAUGACCAAUUUACAGAAUAAUGUCCUGCAACAGCUUUUGCAGCAGCAGCAGCAGCAAAAUCAACAGCAACAACAACAGCAGCAGCAGCAGCAGCAGCAACAGCAGCAGCAACAACAGCAGCAGCAUCAACAACAGCAACAGCAACCACAAACAGAAGUGAUCAACCAGUACUUGCCUCUGCAGGUACAGAUCAACCAAAUCAGUCCUCAGUUUGCAAUGCAACAGCAGACAAAAGAUUCAUCUGCUCCACCUAGUAAUCAAGCUGCUGCAGCGAGUAGCAAGCUACAGACAGUUACUCCUAUAACCUUACAGACUGUGAAUGCUCUGAAUCAACAGCAGCAGCAAAAACCCCAGUCACGGACAGCAACAAUGCAGAGAAGUCACAGUCUACCCACCAACAGCUUGCAAACUCCUAACCUCACACAGGGUUCUACUGUGAUGGAUACCAGUUUGGGUCAGUUAUUUCAAGGCAGUCAGAAUAAAAGUAUACUCCAAGGAGUCAGUAAUGCGCAGAUGUUGCAGUUACCGCAGCCACAACAGCAAUUGCAGGCCCAAACAUCAGAUGUGUUUGGCAGUGCUAAUACUGAAACACAGGCCAAAGCUAGACAGCUUCUGAACACGCUGACAUCUACGUUGGCCCAGGUUCAGAAGCAGCAGCAGCAGCAACAGGCACAAGGUCUGAGUGGUUCUCUCAAUGUUACAGGUCUCACUGUCCAACAGACACAGGCUUUAAAGCUGUUGCAGGAGGUAGCCAAACAUGUCUCUGCUGGUGAGCUUUUACAAAAUAGCCAGCAGCAGCAGCAACUCCAAAAGCAGCAGCAACAGCAGCAACUUGAACAGCAAAAGCAGCAAGAGGAGCAGCAAAAACAACAAUUAUUACAACAGCAGAAAGAACAGCAGGCCCAGCUUAGGCGACAAAGGCAGAAAAAUCAGAGGCAGCAAAAGCUGAUUCAACAGCAACAGCAAAAGCAAGCACAACUGCAGCAGCAACAGCAGCAGCAGCAAAAACAGCAGCAGCAACACCAAUUGCAACAGCAAAGAUUGCAACAGCCCCAACAACAACCAACCCUCCUGCAGGGUAUGAAUACAUCUAGAACUGACAGUCAACCUGUACUUACCCAAAUCCUUGGUCGCAAUUUCAUUACAACUGGACUCUCUCAAGUGGCUACCAUUUCUGGUGCAAAUAACAUUCAAAAUCAGCCAACCACCUUUGCACAAACCCAUUCUUUGGCACAGCAGCUGCAACAGAAACCCCAACAAGAUGGACAAAUCCAAACGCUACAAACAAUUCAGUUCACAACUGGACAGCCUUCAAUCUCAUUGGCAACUCCCAUUACCAUCACAUCCCUACAACAAAAUACAGCCCCUUCACCCGAACAGAACAGUGCUAAUACCAAACCCCAAACCACUUUCAAGCUUCAAACUAAUCCUUCAGCAGGAGUCAGUCUGAAGCAACCGAUCAAACCUAAGCAAGUCAUCAAACCCAAGAUACCAGCUAAGAUUGCACCAGCACCUGUAGCUCCUGACCCUAUACCAGUUAUAGCCAAGAGCGAAAUUGGAAAGACCAGUACUUCAUCCAGUGGCACAGCACUUCUUACACAACUCCUUGCAGAAGGAGCAGGCAAAUAUGACACAUCACCAGCCAGCAUUUCAAUAAAACCUGAAGGUGGUUCUUGUACCCCAGUGAGGACCGUUGUCUUUCACCAGGUUAAGACUGAAUCUAAACCAUCUACCAAGGCAGCCCCAUCCACACAGGCUAGUGCUCUCUCAUUGGCCUUGGCCUCGAAUUCUACUACAGCAGCGGGUAACAAGUCUAAAAUAAGCAAUACACCCAUCAAGAUGUUGUCGAGUGAGCCACCUAAAACACAGGCUGUGAGACCUCCAACAGCAGGGUUCUUCACUUCUUCCCUGGCGUCUGUUUUUACAUCUCCUCAAUCAUCCAACAAUGCAACACCGGCUAGUUCAGUCAUCACUAUAGCAACCAGCGACAUUGCUCACUCAAGCAAGUCUUUGCAAAGAAUAGAACCAGCAAAAGAGCCUCUGAUGUCACUAUCACCAUUCUCUUUGAAUACCACACCUAUUUCCAUCAGUCCAGCACCAAGUCCAAUGUCUAUCAUUGAAGAUAUGGAUAGCAUGAAUGAUGUGAACAUGUCGUCUAAGGAAGAGGAAAAAGGAGGAGGGAAACAAUCUCAUAUUUCAGCUGAACAAAAAAGGAGAUUCAAUAUCAGAUCUGGAUUUGAUCACUUGCAUUCACUUAUCCCGUCCCUGGCUCAGAAUCCUAGUGCUAAGAUUAGCAAAGCCAACAUGCUUGUCAAAGCUGUGGAAUACACCAAGAAACUCCAGUCUGAUCGAAGGCAGAUGAAAGAAGAGAUCAACAGUCUCAAGCAAGAAAUUGCGGGUCUUCAUACUGACAUCGGUGAAAGUCAAUCACAGUUGCCAGCCAGUGGAGUCCCUGUUACCAGACAGCGGGUUGACAUGAUGCGUGAUGUAUUUGAUGAAUAUGUCAGAGAGAGGACCACACACAAUUGGAAGUUUUGGAUUUACAGCAUUAUUAUCCGACCUCUGUUUGAGUCAUUUAACAGCACGGUUUCCACGUCUAGUCAGGAAGAGCUGACAAGAUCUGUUCGGUCGUGGCUUGAUCAACACUGCUCCCUCCUAACUCUUCGACCCACUGUAUUGUCCUCGUUGACCCUUCUCAGUCGGACCACGUCCAUCCUGUCAGACCCUACACAGAUCCCACAGCAAGCCAUUGAUGCAGUCACUCGUAAGGAAGAUGAAGUGGACUAGAUGGAACAAGUCACCAGAAACCACUUGUCUUGGAUUGCACAAUAUUUGUGCAUUGGUGUUGAUUAGUAAGGUGAAUGAUGUUCGGUUUAUGAACACUGUCAACAAUGUAACUUGUCUGUGAGAAUUUAUUCAAAGCCUUUUAAGGAAAUAGUUAUUGAGCCAUGACAAUACUUCUGUUUUGAUUGUAAUCAUAUAAGUUCAGGUCUAAUGGCAUAAAGCUGGUUUUGGAUACACGUAUGUGGUCUAAAAAUCAUUAAUCCAUGCUUAUUGCAUGCCUUAUUGACAGUUUAUAGCACUUAUAUCAAGAAGAGUCCCAUAAUUAAUGCACAUUUUUGUCAUGGAGUGCUCCUUAUUCACUUGUUACUAUGGUUUCAGCCGUUGGAUACCGAAUGAUUUUGCUAUAACAGAUCUUUUUCAUAGACUCCAGCUUUCAUAAAUGCAGGCUCAGUCUCCUAACAGGUUAAUCGACCCACUAUUUAUUUGUGUGAACGAUGGGCUUGAUAUUUAAAAACAGUGGGUUCAAUGUCUGAUGAAAUCAUAGCAACACACACAUGUAUUAUAAUGCCCUAUGACAAAAGGGUGUGUUUAUAAAAUUGGCGAUGUUCUCAGUGUAUACACCAAAUUGAACAUCAUUAGCAUGGAUUUAGAUUCAUAACCAUCUUUGUGCCUGUGAGACUUCAUUGGUUUUCUUAAACUGACAUAUGACAGUUAAUGAUCAAUUCCAUGCUUCUGUCAUGUAGGAUUUUCAGUUUGAUUUUAGAACUGUCAAGGGUCUUCAUUACAAUUAUGCAAUGCAUCUGUGUUGUUUGUCUUUGGAUUGACUACAUACUUGAUAUACAGUUAAAUAGUUUGUCAUAAGGUUAUUCAUGAGGGUUUUCUUUCAUUUAUACUUAUUAUAAUGACAAAUUUGCAAUAACAUUUCAAAGCUUCUAAAAUCACUCAAUUUCAUGGGCUGAAAGUAAAUCAGUUAUAUAAAUUGUAUUUUGUUUCUAAUUAUAACUAGUCUUUAUGAAUCAGAACCCAGAAAUGAGUAGAUUAUGGCCAUGCAUCAGGGAGUAUUAUGUUGUAACUUGAGAAUAUUUGUGCUAUUAUCUGGUGUUUGUGUUUGAACCACCAACGUUUAUUUUUCCCCCAGUAUUGUAUCUCCAAUGCUUCUUGUUGUCUUGUAUGUUAGACUUGGGAGGCUUAUAUGAGAUAGAAUUCCUAUUAUGAUUAUUAAAAUGAAUACAUGACUAUCACUAACUGUGCUAUUGGGAUAAAUUCUCUUGCAUAAUAUGGUAUUAAUAUUCAUCCAUUUCAGCAUUCUUGAUAUUAUUAAUCUAUUUUUAAUACAGGUGGGCAACAUGGAUAGCAGAAUUAUUAUUUUUUUCCUUUAAAUACAUGUUUUAAUCUUUAUUCUUUAUACUGCUUGAAGACAAAGUUGAAAUGUAUUUAAUGACAUUUCACUCUAUAUUUGAAAGCAAUGAAAGUAAUGUAAUCAACUUUUCUUGGUUCACGUUCUUCUGAGAAUUUUUUUUUUUAAGUUGCAGCUGAUAAUAUGAUAUAGAUAUGAUAAGAAGAUGAAAAGUGUAGAGUUUAUGUGUUGUGGGGGGCAGAUGAGCAAUUCAAAAAUAUUGUUAUAAUUUUGGAUAGAUGUAUUUUUAUAAAGAUAUGUAUGAAUGAUUUCAUAAAGAGCAAUUAGAAUUUUUAUAAAGGGGUUAAAUUUCUUGUUAUAAAAAAAAUGAAAAGUAACUUUUUUUUUAUUGCUGCUUACAUUUUCCAUGCCAUUUCAGCUGAAUUUUUUUUAAGAUAAUACCUAGUGCAUGUAGGACUUCAUGCAUAUGAAAGCUCCUGUUAAAAUCUGUAUACAAUUCUAGUUUACCAUAACCAUACUCUGGAAUAAUGCUUGACAUUUAAAUUUUGGUCCAGGCUCAUCACAUUUCACAUUUCUGUUUAGUGCCUAGCAUUUACAUCCAAAUAUUCCAAUUCAGCAUGAUAACAGUAUCAUAUACCCAUUGAAUAUAAACUGAUUUGAGGGUGAAUUUAUAAUCACAUAUUCAUUUUUUGCUUUCUAAUAAACUAAGAAAGUCAGUAAGGUAUUUUUCUCCCUUCUAUGCAAAGCAUAUCAAGAUAUAUUUCUGAAUUAUAAAAUAAUCUUAUAGCAUUAUUUCCCACUGGAUGGCCAUUGUUAUUGAACCAUGGUUGAUAUUUCUUUUCUGUGUCAGUGUGUAUAUAAUAGAGCUUGUAAAUUGUAUAUAGAAUGCCUUGUGUAUAUUUAGUUAUGGCUUUAUUCAUGUACAGUACUGUUGUGAAGAAAUAUAAAGAGCACCUGCUUGAAAUUGAAAUUGGCAGUAAAGAAAAUUUUGCCAAUUGGGAGAUGGUUUAGUCAUAUUGAAAGAUGCACAAGUAGAGAAGUAUUUUGUAAUUGAUUAAAAGAUCUGUAUUCCUAUUCAAUGCCUGCAUGCAUAUGGUUUGCUACCCAUCAUUGCACAUUUAAUUUUAUGUAUGUAUGUAUAAUGUCUGUGUCAUUGGGUGUCGUUUGGAAAAUCAUACUUAGUUUUUCACUGUGAACACAAAUUUAUUGGAUGGAUCGAGACUGUAUUAGUGGUAUUAGAGAUGGUGUUUCAUUACAAUGAUUUAGGAAUAUGUUUAGCAUGGAUUGUACAAGAGAAUGGCAUUGGUCACAUUGAAGGAGCACAAGAUGGAUUGAAGUACACUUUCAGCCAGUCAAACAGACAAGGCAUUGAAAUAACUGGGUCCUGUUUCAUAAAGGACUUGCAACUGUUGUAACUUUGCUGUUAUGGCAACUACCAUGGUAACA